GUCUGAGCAACCACCACAGCAUACUCGAGUAUUGUCCUCCAAAGCACGCUUCACAUUUCGUACUCUUUUUUUGCGCCCUCUCCGUAUCCCCGACCUCCCUCAUUACCUUUGCCAUCUGAUAGAUGCCCAAAAAGCAUCAACAGAAGGCGCUAUUGACCAAACCGCAAUCGAGCGUUCCCCAGACGCUAUCACUAGCCAAAUGGUCGACAUCCACAUAUCAGCAUGAACCCGCGCGAAGGAGCGUCAACGACCUCAUUCGUGAAUCUCGUCGUCUUCAAUUGAGAAACGAGCCACGAAGUCCUACCGCACAAAAUGCUGCGUCCAUCCCUCCUUCCUUGAGAGCAGUGCUCGAUCUCCCUCCCCCACCGCCACCCGCCCCUCGUUCAGGCGCAAGAUCUAGCGGACCGAGUCGAUUGCGACGCAUCCCAGGCCCGCCGCCUCCUCGGAGCUGGCUUACAGACAGCAUAUAUGCUCCCAAAUCUGUCAAGACAACAGCAAAUGGACAAGACAUUGGUCAUCGUAUUCAAGUCCGCACAAGCAACCUCCCAGAUGGAUCGUUCCCUCCUGCUUGUUCCUUGCAACAUUUGAUCCUCACGAAGAUAGCUAGCAACUGGGAAUGGCACGCUCAGAACGAUGAUGAUUAUCUGGAGUUCCUGCCCACCAACUUGAAAGAAACGCUAUUGAGUUACAUUGCGGUGUACAAUGAGGCACCAAGCAACCCCUUGCGCAUUUUGUUCCUGAAUGGGAGCACACUUGAAGACCGUGCUGAAGUACGUCGCUUGGACUUGAGUAAUGGCCUCGGACUAUGGACUACUUCCAGACAGCUUGAAAGAGACCUGCUCGUGAAGCAAGGUCCAUCCGAGAAAGUCACGCCUAGUACGGCUGACAAGGUCGACCCCCCUCCCCAGGCGCCCGACAGCUGGGAUGCUGCUGAUGACAGCGAUGAUGCGAUCGCACCGACCAUCAUUGCAGGUCCCAGGUACAUACACAAUUUCCCUAACAUCAGGCAUUUGUCUCUGGCAAUCUCCCCAGCCAAUACUAGGGCAGCCUCCUGGGCUUCUCUGCUAUCUCUCGCAGCCGAGCUGCGAACACUAACAUCUCUGUCGUUGGCACACUGGCCCCAACCGACUUUCACCCCGAACGCGGCGUCUACCAGAGCAGUCAUCAACAGCCCAGGAGCCCGGCCAGUAGUGUAUGGUGGAUCCGACAUAUACACGGCGUAUGAUAACGACUGGCGGGAAGCAGCAGGAAUCCUGCGGACGCUAAGCAGGUCUUUGUAUUGCUUGAAAUGGUUGGACUUGACAGGCUGUGGAGACUGGUUCGCAGCAUUGGAAUGGAGUCCGUCAGACACCGCCUCUUUGGAGAAAUACGGCCCUGAGUGGAAUGGUGGUUGGAGAGGACUGGAAAGGCUUGUUCUCGAGGUUGGGUGGAAGCCUGUGCCUCCCUUGCUCAGCGAGUCCAUGGCAAAGUGUGAUGAGUCCUCCUGGAACGUGGAGAACGAGCGAGAGCUGUAUCGCUUUAACAAAGAACGACAGAGGUUCGCCCAGGUUCGUGGGACUGCGCAAUCAGUCGCACGACAUCUGCGCUCCAUCCGAAAGAAGCGCGGCGGGAAAUGGAUCGAAGUCGACUUUGGUGAAGAUCUCUCUCCUGAGGCCCAAGCUCUCAAGCCCCGAACGUGGGAUUUUUUAUGAUCAUAAUGUCGUAAA
Exophiala viscosa is the source of this 1706-nucleotide messenger RNA. RefSeq lists its product as uncharacterized. Lineage: Eukaryota; Fungi; Ascomycota; Eurotiomycetes; Chaetothyriales; Herpotrichiellaceae. The transcript has a single exon. Bases 123 to 1691 code for a protein of 522 amino acids. The record is from RefSeq and is a predicted model, not a curated record.